AGGAAGCAUGGCGGUGCCGUGGAGGAGAUGUUGGAGGAGCAGAUCAGGGGCUGCUGUUAUUUUGGAUUGGUGCAGCGGCAUCAGUGGAAGAGCUUUUACUCGUGCCGCUUCAACCGCCUCCAGAGACGCGCGACAGAUUCUAAUCCGACAGGGAUUGUCACAUAAUUUAGACAAAUCAGCUUCACUUACAAGGUACAGACAUCUGUACCCAACACAGAGAAUCUGUUGCUGCAGUAUACACAGUGAUGCAAAGUUAAAAGAUCCUUUUUCACUUGCACAAAAUGACUUGCAAAACUUAUACGAAGACAUUAAAAAGGAAAUGUUUGUGUCCAAAGCUGAGCUAAAGUCUCUGUGUGAUUAUUACUUUGACGGGAAAGGAAAAGCUUUCAGACCCAUGAUUGUGGUUUUAAUGGCUCGAGCAUGUAACGUCCACAGCAACAAAGAGAGCGCUCUUCUGCCAGCGCAGCGGUCUAUAGCUAUGAUCUCUGAGAUGAUCCACACUGCCAGCUUAGUGCACGAUGAUGUCAUCGAUGACUCCGACACUCGACGUGGAAAACACACCAUUAAUAACGUUUGGGGAGAAAGAAAAGCUAUCCUGGCUGGAGAUUUCAUUCUGUCAGUGGCAUCUAUGGCACUUGCACGUAUUGGAAACAAUGCAGUAGUUUCUGUGUUGUCACAAGUAAUAGAAGACCUCGUACGAGGUGAAUUCAUGCAGUUGGGGUCUAAGGAGAACGAAAACGAGCGAUUCAAGCACUACCUUGAAAAAACCUUUAAGAAGACUGCAAGUCUUAUCGCUAACAGUUGUAAAGCAGUGUCAAUCCUGGUGAACUCUGAUCCGGAGGUGCACGAAAUCGCGUAUCAGUAUGGACGAAACGUUGGCAUUGCAUUCCAGCUUGUGGAUGAUGUUCUGGACUUCACAUCCUGUGCUAAACACCUGGGCAAACCAUCAGCUGCUGAUCUCAAACUGGGUCUCGCCACCGGACCGGUUCUGUUUGCUUGCCAGCAGUUUCCUGAGCUGCAUGCGAUGAUCAUGAGGCGUUUCAGCUCUGAUGGAGAUGUAGACAGAGCUUGGCAUUAUGUCCAGAAGAGUGAUGGUGUGGAACAGACUAACUACCUCGCCCAACGCUACUGCCAAGAGGCCAUCCAUCAGAUCAGUCGCCUGCGGCCAUCUACAGAGCGAGACGCAUUGAUCCGACUGACCGAGCUGGUGUUGAGCAGGGAUAAGUGAGCCUGAAUCCAGAGCUCCAUACUCAGGCAGCUACACCUCUGCAGGCCCCUCUCCUCAUACACAUAAACACCCGGGCCUUCACAGAGAUCAAAGAAUGAACUAUUCACCUUGUUGUUACCGUUUGCUUUACUGUACUGUAAUCGCAGAGCUCUUCCUGUCAUGGAGCGCAUAAACCGUUACCGGUACAGAAGAGGAAGAUCUGCAAGAUCAUUGUAAUUCCAGAUGUAGCACAGAUGCUACCGUCACGUGUGUGUGUGUGUGGAUACUUUGCAAGCAAUUGCCCAAACAUCCGUCCACAAAAGGCCAAACGUCUUCCAUUUUACUGUAAGAUGUUAUUGUCAGUGUACUUAUACAUCAAGUGCUCAAUAACAACCAAGGCCUUAAACCACACUAGCUAUGUAUUUAAAUUAAAUAAGGUAUUUUUUAAAGUAAA
Molecule: messenger RNA, 1661 nt
Organism: Misgurnus anguillicaudatus (oriental weatherfish)
Lineage: Eukaryota; Metazoa; Chordata; Actinopteri; Cypriniformes; Cobitidae
Gene: pdss1
Product: prenyl (decaprenyl) diphosphate synthase, subunit 1
Biological process (GO): isoprenoid biosynthetic process; ubiquinone biosynthetic process
Cellular component (GO): mitochondrion; transferase complex
Molecular function (GO): prenyltransferase activity
Source: RefSeq, a predicted model, not a curated record